Messenger RNA from Pyricularia oryzae 70-15, 282 nucleotides. RefSeq lists its product as uncharacterized. The record is from RefSeq and is a predicted model, not a curated record. Lineage: Eukaryota; Fungi; Ascomycota; Sordariomycetes; Magnaporthales; Pyriculariaceae. Bases 1 to 282 code for a protein of 93 amino acids. The transcript has 3 exons.
AUGGUGCAUCGUUCUGCGCGGUCUUCCCGCCGGGCCAAGUCUCAGAUCGUCCACCAAGACGGGUUCGAGGUGUGCCCAGAGGUCUUGGCGAUCCUAGGUCCAACACUGGCUGAUAGGAGCCCUCGACACGCGGCGAGGCUUUAUGAAAUUGAGGUAUCGAACCGCAUUUCCUGCAGCGGUCCACAAGGGCCAGGGCAGCCUGAGCCGCAUGUGGAUUCUAGCAUCAGAAGGCCUGCCAACUUUGCAGAAUUUGAACUUCAGGUGACCUACGCUCCGACCUGA